CAAAUUUACUCGUCUAGUGAUCGUCUACUGCAAGUCUAUAAGUAGUAACCCUCACAAGUUCACAUCAUAGUCCAGUCUAGCCAUAAAGAACACACUUGAUCACACAAUCACAAAAUGGCUUCUCAUGUGGCCUGCACUCUCUUCACCCUUCACUUCAUCCUAUUCUCCUACUUAUGCACAAUCACUUGUGGGGCUUUCUAUGAGGAAGAAACUGAAGCCAUAGCUAUCAAGCGCAUAGAAAAGACCACACACCUACAUUUCUACUUCCAUGACAUUGUUAGUGGAAAAAAUCCAACAGCUAUUAGAAUUGCCGGCCCGGAUAAUUAUGCCUUUGGUGGCACAAUGAUGGCGGAUGAUCCGUUGACGGAAGGGCUUGAAAUUUCUUCAAAGGCUGUUGGAAAAGCUCAAGGACUCUAUGCCCUCGCCUCGCAAAACGAUAUUUGUUUGCUAAUGGUUAUGAAUUUUGCUUUUACAGAAGGUAAAUAUAAUGGAAGUAGUAUUAGCAUCCUUGGAAGGAACCAAAUUCUAAAUGAUGUGAGGGAGAUGCCAAUCGUUGGAGGUAGUGGGCUAUUUAGGCUUGCUCAUGGCUAUGCAUUGGCACAUACAGUUUGGUUUGACAAGCAAGGUGAUGCUACUGUCGAAUAUAACGUGUAUGUGUCACACUACUGAAUACCCUUUUUCAUGAAUACGCAAUUUGCUCACUUUUUAUCCUCUGGGGUUAGCUGGAUUUGUUUGUAUUUGCAAGAUUUGUACUGUCUUAGUUACUGCUGAACGCUUAAGAUAUUUUUCUUUUAGCUCCAUGCUCCAAGUUAUUUGGAAACUGGUCAAGGAUGUGACCGAAAUCUUUCUGUGUGUCAAAAAGAAAUCGGUGUAAAACAAUCAAAAUUAGCUUCCAAAAGU
Molecule: messenger RNA, 900 nt
Organism: Populus euphratica (Euphrates poplar)
Lineage: Eukaryota; Viridiplantae; Streptophyta; Magnoliopsida; Malpighiales; Salicaceae
Product: dirigent protein 22-like
Exons: 1
Coding region: 115-669 (184 amino acids)
Source: RefSeq, a predicted model, not a curated record